AUGAACGCAUUGCAAACAAUUGAUUGCAUCAUCGAGCACGAAUCUCGCUGUCCGCUAUGUUACAUCGAACCAAGUCAAAGUUCAGAGGUAGCUAAUAUAUUAGAAACCGACCUACAAAUCAGCUCUACUGUAGAAGAAACAUCAGAUGGUACAUCCGAAGAAACGUCGGAAGAAGAUCCCUCGCUUCGUGGAAAAGCUUCAAGAAUUACCCGUGCUCAGAGAAGAGUGGAUAAUAUAAUUCAGGAAUUGGGUAUGCCGGUUGAAGGUGUAAUGAACGAUGUUAAUGAAGAAGAACAUGACCAAACCGAAGCUACAGAAUCGGCUGGAAGUUGA
This is a messenger RNA of Entrophospora sp. SA101, 333 nucleotides long. The record is from the annotation of a GenBank genome assembly. NCBI's taxonomy places the organism in Eukaryota, Fungi, Glomeromycota, Glomeromycetes, Entrophosporales, Entrophosporaceae.